UUCGAUCCAUGCUGUUCCUAAGAGUAACUUAGUGUUAUUAGCUAUGGAUAAUGAUUGUCAGUGCGAUCCCUUAGAACAACUGGACCUUAUGCCAACAUAUUACAACAGCUCGGACCAGUGUCAAAGGUUACGAGUACAGCGUCAUCGAAGGCGGCCGCCCCAAUGUCACAAUGAAGCUAGCAAUGAAGACUCAAGUGAUUGUGGUCGGGGAAGUUUCUUACAGCCAUCUAUAUUGCUUUUGUUGGCUUGCUACUGUCUACAUCAGGUCAGCUUUAGGUCACGACUGUUAUGACAUUGAUUGUUCAACAGAUUUAGAGGCACAAAUAUCAUGCAACAUUGAGGAAUUAUAAACACAGGAACCAAAUAUAUUACAUACAAAAUGUUUUAAAAAUUUGUAUGCAAAUACCAUCCUUGCUGAAGAUGGUAUACUUAAAAAAGUAUAAAAAAAGCCAUAAAAUUUUAAAAUGAAUACAACCUACAGACAUUCCAACUUCAAGUCCAAAAUUAUCCAAUUUAUGAAGAAUUUUAACAAUUCAUUUUUGUAUUUUCAAUUAUUUUUUUAUUUAUUUGAAUUGUAUGAAUUUAUUUGUAAUUUUAUUCUAUAAAAUUAUUAUAUAAUAAUAA
Messenger RNA from Anneissia japonica, 624 nucleotides. RefSeq names its product voltage-dependent calcium channel subunit alpha-2/delta-3-like. Lineage: Eukaryota; Metazoa; Echinodermata; Crinoidea; Comatulida; Comatulidae. The transcript is spliced from 2 exons. The record is from RefSeq and is a predicted model, not a curated record. The coding region runs from base 44 to 292 and encodes 82 amino acids.